Rhinopithecus roxellana (golden snub-nosed monkey) is the source of this 1955-nucleotide messenger RNA. It is a transcript of the gene SMIM8, whose product is annotated as small integral membrane protein 8. The transcript has 3 exons. The record is from RefSeq and is a predicted model, not a curated record. Lineage: Eukaryota; Metazoa; Chordata; Mammalia; Primates; Cercopithecidae. Bases 70 to 504 code for a protein of 144 amino acids.
UCCAUUUAUGUUGCUAUAGAGGAAUACUGAGGCUGGGCAAUUUAUGAAGAAAAGAAGUUUAUUUGGUUCAUGGUUCUGCAGGCUGUACAGGAAGCAUGGUGUCAGCAUCUGUUUCUGGUGAGGGGCUCAGGUUGCCUCCACCCAUGGUGGAAGGUGAUGGUGAUCUGGCAUGUGCAGAGAUCGCAUGAUAAUAAAUCAUCAUUGAUGAAGAUGUCUUCAGCACCUGAGCCUCCAACAUUCAAAAAGGAACUAUCCAAAGAGAAAGACUUUCAAAGCCCGAGGCUCAGAGGGGUGCGCACAACAACCUUAUUUCGUGCUGUGAAUCCAGAGCUCUUCAUUAAACCUAACAAACCUGUAAUGGCUUUCGGAUUGGUAACUCUUUCACUUUGCGUGGCAUAUAUUGGUUAUCUGCAUGCAACACAAGAGAAUAAAAAGGACCUCUAUGAAGCUAUUGAUAGUGAGGGGCACAGUUAUAUGAGGCGGAAAACAUCCAAAUGGGAUUAGUAGUGCUGGUUACUGCAGAUGCAUGUUUAUUAAGCGUUCUGAAAUCUUCAAAUGAAAUACCUUGUGAGUGUACAGUAUCAUAUUUCUUGUUCUAGAACAUGCUAAUGAAGACAGAAGAUAGCAGUUGGAACCAGACAACUGUCGUAAAUUUUGUCCUUUCACAGCCGUUAUCUCAUUCUUUUUCCAUAGAGUGAGCUUCAUAAUAUUUUUCUUUCCUUGCCUCUUAUAAAAGUGCCAUGAGAAUGGAAGUUGUUUUUGUUAAUUAUUAAAUUCUGUAUAAUAAAAGUACCCAUGCUGUUAAAUUUGCAUGAUGUUUUAAAUAUUUUAAGAUGAAUUAUGCUGGUGCAGCUGUCGUGAAAGUUUAGUUCUGUUUUGCUACUUGCAAAGGAAAUGUUCAUGUUCUCCCUGGCGUAGAACCUAUAUUUUUAAAGAAAGAUAAAUAGAAAAUUUAAAGCCUGAAGUCAAUAUUAAAAAUAUGAGAUAUGAGAAACUGAGUUGGCUGUGACAAGUAGUUCUUAUAGUGUCACACAAAUGGUUCAUAUAUUUCAGUUUCCGUUUUAGCUAUUUUUGGGGCAGAAUUUUAUUUUAAUGGAAAAGAUCCUUCCACUCAGCUACUAAAAUAAAGAUUAAAUAAGAAUAUCCCAGAGUAAUUGGAGUUUUCUUUAAAAAAGAAUGUUUUACUGAGGUAUGAUGAUUUUGACUACAACUAAAUGUUAUCUAUUUUAGUUUUUGUAAAUUAAUGUUACAGUAAUGUUGUAAACAUAAGACCAAGUGUUCUUAUAGUUAUUUAAAAACUACAACUACUCAAUAGAUAAGAAAUAGAUAAGGUCUUCUUAUUGUACCAGGUUUACCUUACAUACUUUUUUUUUUCUUUUGAAGUUAUAUGCCAGCAGGCCUUUUUGUUUUUUUUCUUUUCAGAAUGUUUCUUAUUCUCUGAAGCAUCAGCAUUUUGAAGUGUCUUUUAUGGAAGUGGGGACAGAAAAGGGGGUGAAAAUGAGUGUAAACAAAGCCGAGCUCCACAGUCAGCACUCACUGGAGGCGGGCAGCAGAAUGGCCUUGGUUGUCCUGGCACCUGGCCCAGGGGUCUAGGACAGCGGUCAAGGCUAGGCCCCUGUGUCUGGCCAGAUUCUGCCUUAUAGAAUUCAAAUCUUUAUCACAAGGGUUCUGGACCUGUUUCAUUUCUAGAAUAUACCUAAUUCUCCAAAUCAUUGUAAUUGGGCCUUAGUAGUAAAUCUCACCUCUGAAGUUUUGCUUCAGUUGCUAUUAAUAUUACCAAGUAAUAAUAACAGCACAGGCAGAGUUUAUCAUAAUGUUAUUUUUAAUUUAUCAUACUUUAUUGUCGUUUUAUAAGGCACAUGAAUAUGUAAUUAUGUGUGAUUUGUAGAUAUUAAAGAACUUAGCUAAUUGAAUUUACAUGUAACUAAAUAAAAUCUUUACUACUGAGCCCCAAA